GGGAGAAGGAGGGGGUGUUUGCCGGAGCCCUAGACAGCUGGAGGGGAUAAACAGAGGAGGGGGCCGCGGAGGGCUCGGGUCCCAGCCAGGCCGCGGCUGUGAAGCCUGGCGAGCGGCUCAGGCUGCCACCCAGCCACUCACCUCCUGGAGGGGCCCCUGCCUUGGUACAGGGGUCGGGCCGCCCCCCUGCAUGGAAGUUCGAGGGCUUCGUCCACUGGCUGCUGCAGCUGCUGAGCCUGCCCUGAGGAGGCCUGACAGGUAAUUUCAAUGCCUUCUCCAUGGACAUGAACUCUACUGGAAUGCUUGGAUGCACAGCAACGCCUCCAUUAGCUUGCUUUUGUUGGCCCUAUUGUGAGAAGAUGGCAAAAGCAAACAUUACUAGAGACCUCAUCCACAGGCAGCUCAAGGAGAAGGGCGCCCUCAGCUUUGAACGACACUAUCACGUUACUGACCCGUUCAUCCAGCGCCUGGGCUUGGAGGCAGAGCUGCAGGGUCACACUGGCUGCGUCAACUGUCUGGAAUGGAAUGAAAAGGGAAAUUUGCUGGCCUCUGGCUCCGAUGACCAGCACACAAUUGUGUGGGAUCCCCUACACCAUAAGAAACUCCUCUCCAUGCAUACAGGACACACGGCAAACAUAUUCUCAGUCAAGUUCUUACCCCAUGCAGAGGAUCGGAUACUUAUCACCGGGGCUGCUGAUUCCAAGGUGCAUGUCCACGACUUGACUGUUAAAGAAACCAUCCAUAUGUUUGGGGAUCACAAAAACAGAGUCAAGCGUAUUGCCACAGCUCCUAUGUGGCCCAACACCUUCUGGAGCGCAGCUGAGGAUGGGCUGAUUAGACAGUACGACCUGCGAGAGAACAGCAAACACUCAGAAGUCCUGAUUGAUCUGACAGAAUACUGUGGACAGCUUGUGGAGGCAAAAUGUCUCACUGUCAACCCCCAGGACAAUAACUACCUAGCAGUAGGUGCCAGCGGGCCCUUUGUACGCAUCUAUGAUAUACGCAUGAUCCACAAUCACAGAAAAACAAUGAAACAGAACCCUACAGCUGGUGUACAUACAUUUUGUGACCGGCAGAAACCCCUCCCAGAUGGUGCAGCGCAGUACUACGUAGCAGGGCAUCUUCCAGUGAAAUUGCCAGACUACAAUAACCGGCUGAGAGUUUUGGUAGCUACAUAUGUCACCUUCAGUCCUGAUGGUACAGAGCUCUUGGUCAACAUGGGAGGGGAGCAGGUUUACUUAUUUGACCUGACUUAUAAGCAGCGGCCAUACACUUUUCUCCUGCCAAAGAAAUGCCACUCUUCAGGAGAGGUGCAGAAUGGGAAAACAUCAACCAAUGGAGUGUCAAAUGGUAUCCAUCUCCACAGUAAUGGGUUCAGGCUGUCUGAGGGACGAGCGCACAUGAGCCCACAAGUGGAGCUACCACCCUAUCUGGAGAAAAUUAAGCUGCAAGCCAAUGAGGCUUUUGCUUGUCAGCAGUGGACUCAAGCCAUCCAGCUUUAUAGCAAAGCUGUCCAGAAAGCCCCCAACAAUGCCAUGCUGUAUGGAAACAGGGCUGCGGCCUACAUGAAGCGCAAGUGGGAUGGGGAUCACUAUGAUGCUUUGAGAGACUGCUUAAAGGCCAUCUCCCUAAAUCCAUGCCACUUGAAGGCUCACUUCCGCCUGGCUCGUUGUCUCUUUGAGCUGAAGUAUGUGGCGGAAGCACUGGAGUGUCUGGAUGACUUCAAAGGAAAAUUCCCUGAGCAGGCACAUAGCAGUGCUUGCGAUGCACUGGACCGGGACAUCAAUGCAGCCCUUUUCUCAAAAAGUGAUAAUGCGGAAGACAAGAAAGGGAGUGGCCCUAUCUGGCUCCGAGCAACUGGGCGUAAAGAUUCCAUCUCGGAUGAUGAGAUGGUCCUGAGGGAGCGCAGCUAUGACUACAAAUUCAGAUACUGCGGUCACUGCAACACCACUACGGACAUCAAAGAGGCUAACUUUUUUGGCAGCAAUGCACAGUACAUUGUCAGUGGCUCUGAUGAUGGCUCCUUCUUCAUCUGGGAGAAAGAAACGACCAACUUGGUGCGGGUGCUGCAGGGUGACGAGUCGAUUGUCAACUGCCUCCAGCCCCACCCGAGUUACUGCUUCCUGGCCACCAGCGGCAUCGACCCAGUUGUACGGCUGUGGAAUCCCAGACCAGAGAGCGAAGCACUGAACGGGCGAGUGGUGGAAGACAUGGAAAGCGCUUCCCAAGCCAACCAGAGGCGGAUGAAUGCUGACCCAUUGGAAGUGAUGCUGUUUAACAUGGGCUACCGGAUCACAGGACUGACUAGCAGCGGAGCUGGAGGCUCAGAUGACGAAGACAGCUCCGAGGGGCAAGUCCACUGCCGGACCAGCUAAAGCUGAAUUGCCUCUUCCUUCCCAUAAUUUUGUUUCUCUUUUUUGUUUUUGUUUGAAGGGAAAUCUAGUUUGCUCAGUUUGAACUCUGAUGGACAACUGCACUGUUUCACACUAUGCACAGAGUAGGACAUGCCAGCAGGGGCAGGAGCGGCUUUGUUUAAACUGCUGCUACUCUUUCUUCUUCCUCUUUUUGCCCUGUUCCACUAUUGAGCAGCAUGGUAACAUGGCCUGUUGAGUUUUGCCUCCUAGUCUGUACAGAGGUUUCCUUUUCCACAUUGUCUGUAAGCAGUGAAAACUGGUAACCAUCUCCCCUCCUCUGGUGCUGCUGCAUGGCCUGGAUGGUGGGAGGCAUUGCCUACAUGAAUGCAUUUUUUUUUUUUUGCAGAGAGGAUGUUUAAAAACUCAAUAAAAUGUAAACUAGG
Molecule: messenger RNA, 2797 nt
Organism: Rhineura floridana
Lineage: Eukaryota; Metazoa; Chordata; Lepidosauria; Squamata; Rhineuridae
Gene: WDTC1
Product: WD and tetratricopeptide repeats 1
Exons: 16
Coding region: 279-2375 (698 amino acids)
Biological process (GO): negative regulation of fatty acid biosynthetic process
Cellular component (GO): cytoplasm; Cul4-RING E3 ubiquitin ligase complex
Molecular function (GO): protein binding
Source: RefSeq, a predicted model, not a curated record